Messenger RNA from Penicillium subrubescens, 873 nucleotides. Its product is annotated as bZIP transcription factor. Gene Ontology annotation, biological process: regulation of DNA-templated transcription. The transcript has 3 exons. The record is from RefSeq and is a predicted model, not a curated record. The coding region runs from base 1 to 873 and encodes 290 amino acids. Gene Ontology annotation, molecular function: DNA-binding transcription factor activity. Lineage: Eukaryota; Fungi; Ascomycota; Eurotiomycetes; Eurotiales; Aspergillaceae.
AUGCAUCGUUCCUCUAGUCACAGUAACAGCAGCGCUUUCAGUCCCAACGCAAACCCAAAUGAGGACUGGACCAAGAUCUCCGAUCUUGCAGAGCGUCGGCGCAUUCAAAACCGCAUUGCCCAACGAAACUACCGCAAGAAGCUGAAGCGAAGACUGGAGGAUCUAGAGCGCCGUGCAGCAUCUUCCGCCUCCCCAGAAGCCUCACACGCUGAGCCGGUGGCACCUCCCAAAGCUGCGCCUAACAAGGCUCGCUCGAAACAACCACGAGCCAAAGCCACCGACAACAAAGCGCACUCAGUACACGCCCCAACAGCCGAGCGCCCAGCCUCUUAUGAGUAUUACAAUAACACCACACAAGAUGAGCGCGGUAUGUUCGGACAACAAUGUACCCGCCAACUAUCCGCCUCGCCGCCACCAGUCUUCUCCUACCCACCACUACCAUCUUACGACGGCUAUCGGCCCAGCUACGGGCAAAUGCCAGUUUAUCACACCGUCCCAAGUUCAUACAGCGACAUUUCGUUCGCCGAGUAUGGUGAACCAGUUCCUAGCGUAGUCCCGAUGGUGGGCGCGCCGGGAAUAGGCCGCAAGCCAUACGACGAGGACAUGAUGAGCCCAUUCGGCAUGAGCUACGCAACAAUGGCAGGCAUCGACCUAGUACCGCAACAGCACGCAGAACAAAGCCUUCCGGUGCCCUCGCUUUCUUACGGUUAUACACAUGGUCCUGCCCAUAGUCAAGAACAUGAUCAUCGUGCAGCUUCGACUUCGACGGCUUCGCCUGAAGCUUCGAUCUUUACGUUUCCCUUGACUCCCGAGUCACCCCCAUGUUCGCCGCGCUCGAUGCAUGGUCUAUUCGAGUAUGAUCUGCGACAAUGA